AAAUUAGGCGCUUGUUGCUCUAAGCCGUCCCUGCUCUGAGUCCUCUCUCCUCCUGCCAGCAGCGCGCCUCCGCUCUGCCAACUUCUCCUCGGCUUUACGUAAAGACAGUCAUUUACCACCACCACCACCACCAUGUCCUCUGGAAAUGCUAAGAUUGGCAAGCCUGCCCCAGACUUCAAAUCCACAGCUGUAGUGGAUGGACAGUUCAAGGACAUCAAACUGUCAGACUACAAAGGGAAAUAUGUGGUCUUCUUCUUCUACCCCCUGGACUUCACGUUUGUGUGCCCCACUGAGAUUGUGGCUUUCAGCGACAGGGCAGAGGAGUUCCGCAGUAUUGGCUGUGAGGUUAUUGGCUGCUCCAUCGACUCUCACUUCAGUCACCUGGCCUGGAUCAACACACCAAGGAAGCAGGGAGGUCUGGGUAGCAUGAAAAUCCCCCUCAUAGCAGACCUCACCAAGACAAUCUCCAGAGACUACGGUGUACUGAAGGAGGAUGACGGCAUCGCAUACAGGGGUCUGUUUGUGAUCGACGACAAGGGCAUUUUGAGGCAGAUCACCAUCAAUGACUUGCCUGUUGGUCGCUCUGUGGACGAGACUCUGCGCCUGGUCCAGGCCUUCCAGCACACUGACAAACAUGGCGAGGUGUGUCCUGCUGGCUGGAAACCUGGGAGCGCCACCAUCAUCCCUGACGUCGAGAAGAGCAAAGACUUCUUCUCCAAACAGUAAAUGUGAAGGUCUUCUCGCUGACUUCCUAUCUGUAGCACUUGCCUUCAGAUGAGGGGUGUCCCUGUGAAGCAGUACCUCAUGGCAUCUAAUCUAUUAAACCCAACAAAUUUUCAGUUGUUAGAUAAAAAUCCUUUUGUUGCAAAUCUUAUCUUUGUACGUCUGGUGUACAACUGGUGGGACAACCUCAUAGUCUCAAGCACUGAAAGUUUAGUAUUGUUUCUUCUUUUUUUUUUUCCAAGAAAAGUAUUGAUAUUUUUCCUUGUUGUCAUUAAUAACUCAUGUUGCCAUCAUUAUUAAAGCCGUGGGAAAAUCAUGA
Messenger RNA from Thunnus maccoyii (southern bluefin tuna), 1042 nucleotides. RefSeq names its product peroxiredoxin 2 (gene prdx2). The record is from RefSeq and is a predicted model, not a curated record. Gene Ontology annotation, biological process: response to oxidative stress; hydrogen peroxide catabolic process; leukocyte activation. The transcript is spliced from 6 exons. Lineage: Eukaryota; Metazoa; Chordata; Actinopteri; Scombriformes; Scombridae. Bases 133 to 726 code for a protein of 197 amino acids. Gene Ontology annotation, molecular function: thioredoxin peroxidase activity. Gene Ontology annotation, cellular component: cytosol.